Podospora anserina S mat+ is the source of this 933-nucleotide messenger RNA. RefSeq lists its product as uncharacterized. NCBI's taxonomy places the organism in Eukaryota, Fungi, Ascomycota, Sordariomycetes, Sordariales, Podosporaceae. The record is from RefSeq and is a predicted model, not a curated record. Bases 1 to 933 code for a protein of 310 amino acids. The transcript is spliced from 3 exons. Gene Ontology annotation, molecular function: oxidoreductase activity, acting on a sulfur group of donors, disulfide as acceptor.
AUGGGGAUGGACGAGAAAUACCCCGCUGGCAACCCCGGAAUGCCGCUCAUCCCACCGCGUCGCGGCCUCAGCCCAGGACGCUUCCUUCUCGCUGUCGCAUAUCUUGUCGUUGUCGGAUUCAUCUACUGCUUCUUCCAGCAGAACCCAAACCACCCGCUUCACUCACACACCGCCCAUCACCAUGCCGCUCAGCAACCCUCGGCGCCUGAGACGGUGAUCAAGAUGGUGGAGCCUAGCGUCAGAAGGGGGUUGGUUCCUCUUGAGGCGCAUAUCAUGUCCAAGUGCCCUGAUGCGAAGGUAUUGUUUGCUUUGAUGUCGACGUGGAAACUCAGCUCAGCGGCUAACCCCUUGUCUCCGACUCUCGACAAGGUCAACUUUACCCUCUCGUUCAUCGGCCGGUACGCUACACCUCCACCCCCCCCCUAUUUGCCCCACCGUUUGUGGCAUGCGCACCUUGAUGGACAGACCCUGACACAGUGUACCACAGACCAACCGAACACGAUGACGGAGUGGCUUGCAAGCAUGGCGCAGAGGAGUGCAAUGUCUCCAGGCCUCGGCAACAUCAUUGAGCUCUGCGCCCAAAGCCUUUACCCAGACCCCAAGACCUAUCUCGGGUUCGUCAUGUGCUUAACCAAGGACUACCGCCACAUCCCCCAGCGCGGUUUGAUCGAGGACUGCGCCCUCGAGCAUGCCAUCGACUUUGACAAGCUCAACGAGUGCGCCACCAAGGAUGAUGGCGCCUAUGGGAUGGGUAUGCUCAGAAGCAGCGUCAGGAGAACCUCGGCGGCCGGCGUGACGAAGAGCUGCACCGUCCGCCUCAACGAGGAGAUCUACUGCGUCCGCGAUAACGGCCAGUGGAAGGAAUGCCCCCACGGCUCCAGCGUCAAUGACCUCGUCAUUGCGAUUGAGAAGCUUUACCACCGGCGCGCUUGA